AAACCAUUUCAGAUGGAGUCUGGGAGAGAAUCUAGGAGCCUGGGACAGAGCAGCUGGCCUGGACAUGGGCCGAUGCCCCAGUUGACAGGUUGUUGGAUUAGAAAGAAUAUCAAAGGCAGCAAGCGAGAUUAGGGAUAAGUGAACAUCUGACAGCAGUUUCCAGCAGGGGAGAACAGAUGAUAAACAAUGGGAAUAGGGUACUUGCUGGGGGAGAGGAGAGGUGAGAAGGCCAUGGGAAAAGUGUGGCGGCAAUCUCUAAAGCUCCAGGUUGCUGCACCUCAUGAAUAGAACAGGAAAUAGGAUUUGCAGGGACAGAUGUGAUGAGUGGUGAUGAAUACAUUACAGGCAAAAGAAGGACCAAACUCCGCAAGAAUGGCAUUUCAAAGAAAUGGGAUUUCAUGAGGACACAUGACAGGAAACACUGGAAGAGUGUGCCUUCGGGGGUGAAGUCAAACAAUUGGAGAGUUAAGAGUGCCUGCUUUGGGAGGAGAGACAUGCUUUAUUGCAGCGUGGCCAUCCUGAUCUUUAAUACUUCUCGGCGGUGCUUUGUUGUGGUGAAGCAGUUUCGUCCAGCUGUCUACAUGUGUGAGAUGGAGCGGCUCUGCCCUCAAGUCUUUGAACGUGAAAACCAGGGGAGCUGGUGCCCUCUGCCAGGCCACUUGCCUCCUUCAACGGGAGUGACCUAUGAGCUCUGCGCUGGCAUUGUAGACAAGCCAGAGCUCUCUUUGGAAGAGACAGCUUGCAUGGAAGUCUUGGAAGAGUGUGGGUAUGAGAUCCCUACAGCCAGCCUGAAGAAAAUUACUUCGUGCAGAUCUGGUGUUGGUGUGUCUGGAUCAAAGCAGACCUUGUUUUACGCCGAGGUAACAGACGAGAUGAAAGCCGGCGAAGGCGGAGGCCAGCCACAAGAAGGGGAGCUGAUUGAGGUGGUGGAAAUACCUCUGCAGGACUGCAUGACUUUUGCAUUUGACGAAGCUCUCCCUAAAACCAUGGGCUUCAUCUUCAGCUUCAUGUGGUUCCAGACCAACGUUGUCCCAAAGCUGCUAGAAAAAGAAUAACCAUUGCUGAGAUUUCUGGAGGGGUGAGGUUGGGAUUUUUUAUUAUCAAAUCAUUUAUAAGAUUUUUUCCCCUUUCUGAAUGUAUAUAUUUCAGGAAAGAGUCGCAAAAAUAGAAAUUAGGAAACUGCUGCUUUCUCCCCCCCCCCUCACCCCGG
Messenger RNA from Podarcis muralis (Common wall lizard), 1210 nucleotides. RefSeq names its product nudix hydrolase 14 (gene NUDT14). Gene Ontology annotation, molecular function: metal ion binding; UDP-sugar diphosphatase activity. The record is from RefSeq and is a predicted model, not a curated record. Gene Ontology annotation, biological process: ribose phosphate metabolic process; nucleoside phosphate metabolic process. NCBI's taxonomy places the organism in Eukaryota, Metazoa, Chordata, Lepidosauria, Squamata, Lacertidae.